GCUAAAUUUAUCUGUAGACCCCGGCCGCGCCAGCUGCGAAUCGGAUCUUUAUGGAGGUGGCGUAGCCGAUGUCUCUGGGCUGAGAGCAUCACCCUGUCUCGGAAUCCUUCUUUCCUCUGUUUUGUUUUUCAUUCCUCUCCUUUCCCCUGCCCCUUCCAGUCUGCGACGACUGGCUCUUGACCCUGUUUCAGGCCUCGGUGAAGGCUUUUGGUUAUUUCCCUUCCCACCCUGUCCUUUAAUUUUAUUCUUUUGAAGAGUCUGCAUUUCAAGCUGUCAAGGUGAAGAGUGACUACAGAAGGGAAUACUACUCAUUUCAGGUAUCUUAUUCUCUAGCCAUUAACAGGAGAGCCAUUUUGAUUCAGGAUCUAACAUGAGAACACAAAGCUUAGUCUAUAGCCAAAUUAUGAAUUAAAAGUAGCUCUAUUCCUCAGCUUAUGGGGCUAAUAGUAUUUUUUAGUAAUCCUUAAAUACCAUUGCCUUUUUAGUUACACAUAUGAAGAAUAAACCUUGUAAAAUAAGAGUUUAUGUUUUCUUUAGGUCCUGAUUAAGUCUUCACUUGUAAUAUAGUGGAAUGCAGAGUAAUCCAUAAUACAUUACUUUGAACGAUCCUCAAGUUUAGAUAAUAUAAAUAUUUAUAUACGUUUAAUUCCAGAGAAAUAGUACCUAAUUUGGGGGCUACAAUUUAUUCUUCAUUGUUAACAUGUAAUAUUUAUGACAGAAUUCUGUAUUUUGCAAAAUUUUGAACUCUGUAUGUAUUUUUAAUAUACCUCAUCAGAAUUGUUGCUAGCCCUCAAGGGAGACUUUGUAUGUAUAAUACUAUCGACAAUAAAUCUAAUGAUAAUAGGCAUGAGAAAGCUAAAAGAAAUUUUAAGAUACUGUAUCAUCAGACAGGGCUGAUAAAUCUUGGCCCAUACUCUCUGCUUUUGUACAUAAAGUUUUAUUGAAACACAUCCAUGCCUAUUCUUCUAUGGCUGCUGUCAUGUUACAACUGCAGAGUUGAAUAGUUGCAACAGAGAUUGUAUAGCCUACAAAGCCAAAAAUAUUUAUAUACAGCCCUUUACUAAAAAAAGUUUGCUAAUGCCUACCAUGAGACGUGAAUUCUUCAAGUUCCCUUUCUUAAAAAGAUAUUUACUCUUAUUUCUUAGCUUGUUGAUUCCCAAAUUAUAUUUUAUAGAAUAUUAAUAUUCCCUAGGUUAAUGUUUUAAGGAAAAGAUUGAUGCUAACAGUAGUUUUUAUUUUCAUGUGAUAAUCUACCUUUAAGAAAAGGUGUGCCAUGCCUGAAAGCACCAGGAAGUCGAAUGAGACAUCACCUGAUACACGAACAUAUGAUGUUCCAUCUGCUCAUUGAUGCAUAGGCAGCGCUUACACAUUAACCGAUGUAUUACUGUACGUCAUCUCUUUGAUGGUUGUUCGUCGUCUUUUAUCCUGCCUUAUAAUUACAACACAUUUGUGAUAAUCAAUGUUUACUCUAAAUUAACCAUGUUUUGUACCACAAACUCAUUGCCCAUGGAUCUGUUGCUGAAACAAGGAAAUCUUAAACAAGUAGAAUCUUUUUGUUACCAAAUUGUGUCUGACUCAAAUGAUCAAAAGGUUGGAAUAUUACAAAGUGAAGAUGAACAGUUACAGCCUUCAGUUUCUAAAAAAUCAGAAAGUGAGCUUCCCAGGGUCAAAUUUAUGUCUGAUUCCAGCAAAAUAGCAUUUAGUAAAAAACCAAAAAGAAGAAAAUAUGAUGAAAGUUAUUUGUCUUUUGGAUUUACUUACUUUGGAAAUAGAGAUGCACCUCACGCUCAGUGUGUACUAUGUAAGAAAAUUUUAUCAAAUAGCUCUUUGGCCCCUAGUAAGCUUCGAAGACAUUUGGAAACUAAACAUGCUGCAUAUAAAGACAAAGACAUAAGCUUUUUCAAGCAACAUCUUGAUUCGCCUGAGAAUAAUAAACCCCCAACACCUAAAAUUGUCAAUACAGACAAUGAAAGUGCUACAGAGGCAUCAUACAAUGUAAGUUACCACAUUGCCCUGAGUGGAGAGGCUCAUACUAUUGGAGAAUUGCUUAUCAAACCUUGUGCAAAAGAUGUAGUGAUGCGGAUGUUUGAUGAACAAUAUAGUAAAAAAAUAGAUGCAGUACAACUAUCAAACAGUACUGUUGCACGUCGAAUUAAAGAUCUAGCUGCUGACAUUGAAGAAGAGCUUGUUUGUAGACUGAAAGUUUGUGAUGGUUUUUCUCUGCAACUAGAUGAAUCCGCUGAUGUUUCAGGACUUGCUGUGUUGCUUGUGUUUGUUCGUUACAGGUUUAAUAAGUCUAUUGAGGAAGAUCUACUAUUGUGUGAAUCUUUGCAAAGUAAUGCUACUGGUGAAGAAAUAUUCAACUGCAUCAACAGUUUUAUGCAGAAACAUGAAAUUGAAUGGGAAAAAUGUGUUGAUGUUUGUAGUGAUGCUUCUAGGGCAAUGGAUGGGAAAAUUGCUGAGGCUGUCACUUUGAUAAAAUAUGUAGCUCCUGAAAGCACCAGUAGUCACUGCCUAUUAUAUAGACAUGCACUAGCAGUUAAAAUAAUGCCCCCAUCUCUAAAAAAUGUGUUAGAUCAGGCCGUACACAUCAUCAACUAUAUUAAAGCUCGACCACAUCAAUCCAGACUACUAAAAAUUUUAUGUGAAGAAAUGGGUGCCCAACACACAGCACUUCUCCUGAAUACAGAAGUGAGGUGGCUUUCUCGCGGUAAAGUUCUUGUUAGACUUUUUGAGCUUCGACGUGAACUAUUGGUUUUCAUGGAUUCUGCUUUUCGACUAUCUGAUUGUUUGACAAAUUCGUCUUGGCUGCUAAGACUUGCAUAUCUUGCAGAUAUUUUUACUAAAUUAAAUGAGGUUAAUCUGUCAAUGCAAGGGAAAAAUGUGACGGUCUUUACAGUAUUUGAUAAAAUGUCAUCAUUGUUAAGAAAAUUGGAAUUUUGGGCGUCAUCUGUAGAAGAAGAAAACUUUGAUUGUUUUCCUACACUCAGUGACUUUUUGACUGAACUUAAUUCUGCAGUUGAUAAAGAUAUUUGCAAUGCCAUUGUACAACACCUAAGGGGUUUGCGCUCUACUCUGUUAAAAUAUUUUCCCGUAACAAAAGACAAUAAUGCUUGGGUUAGAAAUCCUUUUACUGUAACUGUUAAACCUUCCUCAUUAGUAGCACGGGACUACGAGAGUUUGAUUGAUUUAACAUCUGAUUCUCAAGUAAAACAAAAUUUCAGUGAACUUUCAUUAAAUGAUUUUUGGAGUAGCCUAAUUCAAGAAUACCCAAGCAUUGCAAGUCGUGCAGUUCGCGUACUUCUUCCUUUUGCUACAAUGCACUUAUGUGAAACAGGGUUUUCAUAUUAUGCUGCAACAAAAACAAAAUAUAGGAAAAGACUUGAUGCAGCUCCUCAUAUGCGGAUCCGACUUAGCAACAUUACACCUAAUAUUAAGCGGAUAUGUGAUAAAAAAACACAAAAACACUGUUCUCAUUAAAACUGGAGAGUUUUGCAUGUCUUGAUAACCAAAUGUAAGAUGAAAAUAAAAGAUGAUUUACUUCA
Messenger RNA from Nycticebus coucang (slow loris), 3545 nucleotides. RefSeq names its product zinc finger BED-type containing 5 (gene ZBED5). Lineage: Eukaryota; Metazoa; Chordata; Mammalia; Primates; Lorisidae. The transcript is spliced from 2 exons. Gene Ontology annotation, molecular function: DNA binding. The record is from RefSeq and is a predicted model, not a curated record. The coding region runs from base 1348 to 3480 and encodes 710 amino acids.